Messenger RNA from Paramecium octaurelia, 808 nucleotides. NCBI's taxonomy places the organism in Eukaryota, Ciliophora, Oligohymenophorea, Peniculida, Parameciidae. The record is from the annotation of a GenBank genome assembly.
CAAUUUGAAUGGAUGCCGAAUAAGAAGAUGAUAAUUGGAUGCCUCUUGAAUCCAAUCCUCAAGUCAUGAACGAAUAAGCAAUCAAACUGGGUAUAUCUUAUCACCAUUAACAAAACAAGGCAUUAAUUUGGAACUAGCCUAAUUCCAUGAUCUGCUGGGAUUUGAAGAUUGGGCUUUCGAGAUGAUUCCCUAACCAAUCUAUGGAGUUUUGUUUAAUUUUCCACUCAAAGAAAACACAAAGCAAUUUGUAGAAUAGGAAGCAGCUUAAAUUUAAGAGAAAGGGUAUCGUCUGUGGAUGUAUUUAGUUAACAUGUUUCUCCAAAUCUUUUCUAUAUGAAGUAGUUUGCUAUGAAUGCUUGUGGCACAAUCGCCAUGGUUCAUGUGGCUCUUAAUGCUGACAAUGCCAUCAUUCAAGAGGGGAGCUAUUUGGCAGAUUUUAAAAAGAACGCCUAAGGGAAGACUCCUUAGGAAAUUGGAUAAGCAUUAAAAUAGGCUAAAGAGGUGAAACAGGUUCACAAAGAGGCUGUCUAAUAAGGGGAAAGCGCUUGCUGUGAUGAUAUCAAUCGUCAUUUCGUAGCCUUUGUAUUAAAGGAUGGUGAUAUCUAUGAAUUAGAUGGCUGUAAAGUAAACUACAAUCUUAAAUGAAAUAGUAAUUUCCCAUCAAUCAUGGUAAAUCCACUCCAGAAACAUUUUUAGCUGAUGUGUCUAAAGUAAUUCAAAAGUUCUUUGAGCGAGAUCCAAACGAAGUGUCAUUUUCAACUGUUGUAUUAGCUAAGGCUAUUUAAGAAUGAGAUUCAUUAUAAUAUUG